ACGAAACUUUGUUAUUCCUCUUUCCUUUUUACUCCAUACACGACGAACACUUACUUCUUCUCUUCUGCCCUAAACCAAGACCCUUACCUUCCGUCCCAAUGAGCCCAAACCAGGUACAACAGCCAACAACGGCAAGUUCAAGUGAUCCCAGAGGACUGCCCAUGGCCAAUGAGCUCCCAAAAACAACCAGUGCCACAUUUGGCAUCACAAGACGGCAAGAAGGCCAUCCUCCCCCAUACCAUGCGUCGCCUUCUAGAGAGGAUGUGCCAGAAACAAUGCUGGUGAUGUCUACCACGAAGCAGUGGGUGUGUCUUCUUGCCAUUGACCUCUUCUUCUUUUUGCUCCCCUUCUUCUUCUCCCUCGCCUGGUAUCUCACCGACACCAAACCACUAAAAUCUGUGGCAAUGGUGGUUUCAUUAUUGGUGUUCUCUAUUUGGUCAUUCCUCCGUUGGCCAGAAGUAUUUAGUGACCUUUCCCAAGACGCGGUCACUAAAUAUUCUGCCAGCCAGCAAUGGUCGCUCCUAGGGAGGAGAUAUGGCUGGAGCCGAGCUAUGGAUGCGAGGCUACGCAGAGCCGUUCGCCGAACUUCCCAAAUGUGUAUAGGGGGAAUUGUCGUGAUCCAAUUUUGGUGGUUGUUGAUGCUGGGGAUGGAGAGGGCAUUCAUUGGAAAGAUCUUGGGGAUGGUUUAGGGGAAAUGGGGUGGGAUGGGCAGGAUUCCGGUUGUACACAGGGUUACUAUAAAAGCGUAUUGUGGAAUAGUCAUUUUUUCUAGCUGUGUCAGCAUGCGAUAAGCCAAGUUUU
Messenger RNA from Cryptococcus deneoformans JEC21, 801 nucleotides. RefSeq lists its product as hypothetical. The coding region runs from base 99 to 689 and encodes 196 amino acids. The transcript is spliced from 5 exons. The record is from RefSeq and is a predicted model, not a curated record. NCBI's taxonomy places the organism in Eukaryota, Fungi, Basidiomycota, Tremellomycetes, Tremellales, Cryptococcaceae.